AUGCUUCGAAGCUCCCUCUCCCACGCUGUUUCGCGUUCUCGAAGCACCUCAUCACUUGCUACGUUAUUAUCUCUGGCUCCAGAAAGACAGGUUUUCGAACACAUUGCUCAAAAUGCUACAAAAAUGCUCCAGCCACCUCUAGUGGAGCAGUACUUGUUCAGGCUCCUCACACAAAACAACCUUAAUGCUGCAACUUCACUUGUUCAUAUAUUGUAUAAUGCGAACGCUAAGCAUUAUCGUCUUUCCAAUCAGUUCUGGUCCCUUCUAGCCUCAAGUGCCGCAACUCAAGCACAUCAUGCUGCAGCGUCCCUAGUGUUCCAUGAAGUUGUGAUGCCACACACGGCUAUCAACGAAAAAAAUGGCUUUGAAAACCCUGACGUGCCAUUUCUUUUGCUUCCUACAGCUCUUGAACAAUUGGCACUAGUGUUUGUCCACGCUGGCAAUGCUGAAGCAGUAGAGGGACUUCGGCACUAUUUCCGGCGUUUCUACUCGAAUUUGGGCCACCGCGAUGUCUAUGAAACUCUCAAUGUGGCCUCUGUCGAAUCUUUGGCGAAAACAGGCGACAUGGAAGGAGCUUUGGAAAAGUACGUUGAACUAGCUUUCAAAUACCGGGGCCACAGCAGUUACAAGGACCCAAAGGACGCCAUUCAUCUGCUCAAAUACGCCAGUCACCGCAAUUACAAACAGCGGCAGGAAAACAUCCAGAAAAACCUUCGUUCGCAAAAGAAUCAGAAGUAUCAAGACGGUUUCCUCUUCGACCCAAAUAUCGUCUACAACAAGUACACUAUACCCGGCGGAAACUACUGGUCUAUUCUAGAUGGUUCACUCCGCGUAGCGGACUUGCCCUACUUCCAUGCCCUUCUCCGAUCGCAUAUCCGCAAGUUGAUCCAAGAAAAGCACUCCGUUGUAGAUCGGCUUUUAUCUUUCAUCUCAUGUCAUCAUCACUCAUUGCAUCGCUUCGUGGUGGCAAUUCUCUGUGACCUAGAUUGCGUAGAACAUGCAUGGGCUGUCAUGUCAAAGACACCAGACUUGUUUCCUAAGCUUGACGCAUACGUGGUGUAUGCGGGUAUGGAUGACUUUAAUUAUUUGUUCCGUGCGUUGAAACAACGCCUUGAGAUGCUGCCUCUGAAAGAUGCCUUAGAAAUUUUAGCUCGGAGUCAUGCGUUGGUACAACAAGUCGCUGGAGACAGGCCAUUUCCAUAUUCUGUUAGACUGUCAUAUUUGUCUGCCCUUCUUGCUUCCUCGCUGACAGGUAAACAUGACGUCGAACGAACAAUAGCUACUUGGUCGAAAGAUACGUUUCCCAAAGUACUUUUGGAUGACCAUUCGUACAAGCGUCUACAAAACUUGGACAUCGAAGCGAAAAACUUCUGUGUUGUUCUAUAA
This is a messenger RNA of Clavispora lusitaniae ATCC 42720, 1386 nucleotides long. RefSeq lists its product as uncharacterized. The record is from RefSeq and is a predicted model, not a curated record. NCBI's taxonomy places the organism in Eukaryota, Fungi, Ascomycota, Pichiomycetes, Serinales, Metschnikowiaceae.